Molecule: messenger RNA, 3159 nt
Organism: Yamadazyma jaroonii
Lineage: Eukaryota; Fungi; Ascomycota; Pichiomycetes; Serinales; Debaryomycetaceae
Source: the annotation of a GenBank genome assembly
AUGAUUCAGAUAGGUUACUAUGAUCCAUUCAAUGUGUACCCAUUGAUUCAACCCAAUAUAGAGAGCAAACUACCGUUGACAAAUCUACAUUGGAAAUUCCAGAGUACACUCAAGUCAAUUCCAAAAUUACCUGUUAAAUUUAUCGAAGAGAACCCAAGGAAAGUACAAAACGUCGAUGGUAAUAUUAUGUUCAUAACAUUCAAAGAGCUUGAAACUUAUAAAAGUCAAGUACGACCAUUGAUUAAAGAAUGGCUUAAGAUAGUGGGAGAAGAAUGGUUGAUUGUGGUGUAUAACCCAAAAAAGGAUAAACUAUUCAAAAUGUCUACAUUUGAGAAACUCCGGACUGAUUUUGGUAAGGAUGGUAAAGAGCUCCUAAAACAUAAGUCAGAUGAUAAAGAAAGAGUGUUCAGACUCAAGGAAACAAACGACAAUGAUUUAGAAAAGUUGGAAUUGUAUAAUGAUUUCAUUAAUCACUUAAAAGAUAUCAUAUUGUCUUCAUAUUCUGGGAAAUUUCAGAAAAUCCAAUCUCAACUUAAAGAUUCUGAAUUUAAGGAUCUUGUGCAUGUAAAAUUGAUUCUAAGUCAACAGAAAUUAUACGAAAACCUCGGUCUCGUCAAAGACUCAUUAAUGGUAAUGAAUGAAGCAUCAAAGAUUAUGAAUGAAUUCACCAAGACCAAUAAAUUCGAUAUGUCUUUGAGUGUAAGGCUGGAAGAUAUUCCCUUCUUACUUAUAAAUUCAGAUAUUUUAGUGGAAAACAAUUUGUUUCGGUUGAAAUGGGGAAUGUUUCUGAUGAAGGCCAAACUCAUGUUAUCUAUGGUAGACGACGAACCACUCAAUUCAAUGAAAGUAAAGAUUUUGGCACAAUUAUUCCAGGAUUUAAUAGUUACCUUGAAUGAUUUAUCGAUUAUAUAUAAGAAUGAUAUACUGGAGUUCAAUUAUUUGGUGAGUGGGAAAUUUAUUAAGCUACCUGAUAUAGGAGAUUUAGUAGAGUCAGGUAUUGAUAUGGGAGAAUUGAACGAAAUCAAAGGAGAGUUGAAGCUUUUCCAAAGAUCAAUGAUUACCAAAUUGGGAGCUUCCAAAGGAUUUCUGGCAGGUUUGAAUGAUUUCCAUGAAAUAAAUUUGGAAGAUAAAGAAGAGAAAGAAUUUGGCAAUACAAUCAGUAAAAUAAAUUCCACUAUUUUAAGUAAUGAAGAUGCUUUCUAUACUUAUUUUGAAUCUAUCACAGAGUCUGCAAUAAGUGACUUUCUCGAUUGUAAUAGGACAAAAACCAUUGAUAUAUUGUCCAUCGACUUGGCAAUAAUCAAUUAUAAAAGACAAAAUUAUCAAAAAUGUCUUGAAAUCCUCAACAAUGCCUACGAAUUCUUGAUAGACAAUGGAUGGACUUAUAUGGGUGGUGUCCUUUUGACGAUUUAUAUUGAAUGUUUGGAGAAAACUAAUUCUAAUACCACCAAAUCGUACAUUAAAUUACUUUCGAAUUUGAGCAAGAGUCAUGACAAGAUUGAUAUCAACAAAUUCACCACAUCCACUGACAUAUUCAGCAAACUUUCUGAUGAGCAGAUGGAAGUCUCAUUGGAGGAGAUCUUCAAAGUCGAGGUUGACCACUAUAUCCAUUAUGAUAAUGGCUAUUACAUAGUAUUAAACCUUCAAAAUAUUUUCAAUGACACCAUACUUGACCUUAUAGAUUUGAAGUUAUCUGAAGAAUUGCACUUCACGGCUAAAGAUGUUCAAAUAAAAAAAAAUAACGAAAUAAGACUUUAUACUCAAUAUUUUAGCGAAGGCUUUUUCAAACCUUUGAGUCUAGUUAUACGAAAAGGCAACAUUAGAUUCACCAAAGACUUUAAGAAGUCAGAUAGUUUGAUAAAUCAAAAUAAGGACAAUUCUAUUUACUAUUAUCCUAUACCUGGAAGUCCCAUGGUGGAUUUAGAAUUUUGUUCGGAGUAUUUACUCGGAUCUCCUCAACUUCUGUUCAAAUUCAAAGAUGUCAAAUCGAGAGAUGUCCGCUUAAACAUUCUACAGUACGAGGGAUUCACAUUCGAUGAGUCUCUUUUAUCAUCGAUCACCGGAGAUUUUGAAGUGCCUAUAAAAAUCACCACCCCCAAAAUCCACAUAAAGGUUGAAAUGAUGUUUGAAGACUUCACAUAUCUCAUAGAUAAGAGCAUUGACACCAACUUGAUGAUAUCAGUAUCAGUGCAGGAUAUAUUCAGGACUGAGUCUAUAUUUUCAAGGUACCAAAUCAGUUCUUUAUCCACACCUAUAAGAAUCAAGGGAAUCAAGCUUCUUAACGAUAAUGACAACUAUACUGUCAAAAGACCAAAAUUUUUACCCACAGAUGUUAUCAUCACAGGAGAGCAAACAUUUUCUUCAUUCUAUGAAAUAGUAAUCCAGGAUGACUACAAACUUAAGCCCAAUGAUGAAUUCCGAUUAGAGAUCGACUACAGUUCAUUGAAUGACGAGAUGUUGGAAAUAUUAGAAGCUAGUUUGAAUUUAGGAGACAAGCUCUACUUAUUUCGUAAUUUGAUAGCCCCCAAGAUCUUGUUUGAUUUUAAGAGAUACAUUAUUCGUGGAGACGUGAAAUUUCACAACGUUGAUGAAAUUCAACAUAUUUUGCAUGGAAUAAAUAAGUUUUUACUCCAACCCAUUGAAAUAGGAAGUCAUUCAAUCAACACAGAGGAUAAAAUAGUUCCUACAAAAGAACCCAAGAGAUUACUUAUUGACGUUCCUAUCCCCAGCAUCGAUAUACUUCAAAUAAUAGAAUUCAAAUACCCUCAAAAGGUAAAAUAUAUUGUUGGUGAGCCAAUUGAAUUUGAAAUUUUUGUCGAGUUCAGUCAAAGAUGGGCUCAUAGCGAAGAUGAAGAUAUUUCUAUUUUGGCUGAAAGUUCAGUAAUCAAUGAAAACGAAAAUUUUCAAUUACUUCUCAUUAACGAUGACAACUGGUUGAUAUCAGGACAUAAGAAGAAAAAUUUCAAGAUGGAUGUGAAGAACCCAACAGUGAACUCAUUUAAAGUAGUUUUAAUACCGUUGAAUGUAGGUAGGAUUUUGUUGCCCAAAGUUAAUAUAAAACUUGAUAAUAAGGAUAUUUCAAUGGAUUUAUUAGUUAAGAAUGGGUCAGAGAGUUUAUUGGUUGUUCCAGAAUUGGAUACCAUCACAUUCACAUUCUAG